This is a messenger RNA of Rangifer tarandus platyrhynchus (Svalbard reindeer), 717 nucleotides long. The record is from the annotation of a GenBank genome assembly. NCBI's taxonomy places the organism in Eukaryota, Metazoa, Chordata, Mammalia, Artiodactyla, Cervidae.
AUGGACAGGCGGAGAGGACGGGGCCCUCCGAAGGAUCCUGAGCCCGAGUGGAAGAAGGACUCUGACAUCCGUGCUCAGGAAGCGCCCCUCACGGGCGCUGGGCGGAAGCACCGAGCCGGUGACCCUCGGCGAGGCUGCACCGGCGGCCCUUGGCGGGUGCACGCGGACCAUCUCGCUGACGUGCUCCCGCCCCUCCUGGGCCCCGGGGGCUCUGCCGUGUGCUGCCCUUGCUGGACGGCCCCCGCGGCCUUACAUAACGCUUCGAAGCUGGAGGGGGCGGACGGAGAGUCCACUGGGAGCAGUGGGAAAGCAGCGCACGCCCCGGCGCCCAGCCUCACCUCCCGCCUCCUGCUGAUCCCAGAUGACGGGAGGGAGGCGCGGGGCAGACAGGAAGGGCCGGGCACCAUCUCCCCUGGCCAGGCAGAGAAGGGUCCCAUGAGGACGGGGGGUGGCCCCGCAGGGCUGGCACCAGGCCAACCUGCACGGCUGAGUUCCAGGAGGAAGGGCCAGAAGCACUCCUGUGAAGCCUGGCCCCCCAACCCCGGCUCCUCUCUCUGCUUCCGCGGUGCCCUCUGCCCCCAGCCUCGAGCAGAAGAACCGAGGGAGCGCAAACCAUUCGGCUAUAAGGGUGGGAUGUCAGACCCGGGACAGGUGGACGAAGAGGGCUUCAGCUGGGGCUUUUCUGAAGACUCUCACACCCCCAGCCCCAGGUCCUAA